AUGAGUAAUAGUGAUGAAGAAAUCAAUAACACUUUUGUGCAUAACACAAAGAAACGAAAGAAAACAGGAAGAUUGCGUGAAGUGAUGAAAAAAUUGAGAGUUUCUACGCACGAGCCAGGAGAUGAUUGCAGGUGUAAAAGAUUGAAAUGUUUUGAUAGAAUAUCAUCAGAGCAAAGUGCGAAAUUUCUUAAAGACUUCAACAGCAUGAACUACACAGAUGAACAAAAUAUAUACUUAUGUGGCUUGAUGAAUGUGUAUUCAAUAAAAAGGAGACGAAGUAGAAAAACAGAAGAAAUGGAUGCUAAUUUCCAUCAAACGCAUUUCACUUACAAAGUGAGGGUGAUAGAAAAUGAUGAGACAAAAGAAGAACCUGUUUGCUACAAAGCAUUUUUAUCUAUAUUUGGCAUUAUCAAAGGAAAACUUGAACAUCUUCAAAAGUCAUUGAAAAUGUCAGGUACUGCACCAAGUGACAAAAGAGGCAAGUCAGGUUCAAACAAGAGAUUAGACAAUAACAUUAAAGAUUUGAUAUGUAAUCAUAUAAAAUCCUUUAAAGGACGGCAAAGUCACUACAGCUUGAAUGAUACAAAAAAAGAAUAUGUACCUGAGGACCUAAACAUAAAGAAAAUGUAUAAGUUGUACUUAGAUGCAUACGAGUCACAAAAUCAUGUAUGUUAUGAAACUUGCAGAACCAUCUUUAAUACAGAGUUUAAUAUAUCAUUUGGCUAUCCCAGGACUGAUACCUGUAGUGCUUGUGAUGAAUUCAAAAUAAAAGCGAAGGCAUUGAGAGCUGAAGGAAAUAUUGUAGAACUGAUUCGGUUCACUAUUCUUAACAAUUUGCACAAGAAAAAGGCUCAAACAUUUUAUGAUCGUAAGAAAAAUGCAAGAAUCAAGAGCAAAUCAGAUGUGGAAUUUCAAGCAAUUGCCAUGGACUACCAGAAGAAUGUGUCGUUGCCAAACAUCAGCACAAGCGAUGUCUAUUACAAACGUCAAUUAUCAAUGUACUCUUUUAAUAUUCAUGCAUUGGGUGAUGCAAGCUCCUAUUUUUACACCUAUCCAGAAACCUGUGGAUGUAAGGGUUCAGAUGAAGUGGUUUCAUUUCUGUUUCAAUAUUUAACAAACCACCUGGAUAGUCGUGUAAAGCAUUUAGAAAUAUUUUGUGAUUCAGCAGGUGGACAGAACAAGAACUACACAGUGAUAAGGUUUAUUCAUUUUGUUGUCCAUAAAAUGAAACUUUUAGAUUCUAUCAAAAUUACUUAUCCAAUAAGAGAACAUUCGUAUUUAGAAUGCGAUAAAAAUAUUGGCCUAAUCAAUCUAAAAGCUCACAUUGAAGUUCCAUAA
Parnassius apollo (apollo) is the source of this 1338-nucleotide messenger RNA. The record is from the annotation of a GenBank genome assembly. NCBI's taxonomy places the organism in Eukaryota, Metazoa, Arthropoda, Insecta, Lepidoptera, Papilionidae.